GGAGACGCCGAACGCCCGCCUGGGAGGCGCGGGCAGGGCGGCACGGCCUGCCGCUCCUGCUCGCCCACCGCGGGGCUCCGUCUCCCCUCUGCUGCUGCUGCUGCUUCAACCGGGGCUGAGGGACAGGUCCGUCUGCUGGGCCAACGGUCGCCCGCCGCGAGCACCACCGGCCCAACGACUAACGGCCGCGCCGAGAAGCGCCGUUGGCGGCGCGCGAACCCCCGCCCUGUCACAGACCCGAGCCUGGGUGUGGGUCUGUGUGGAAUGGCGGAACCUGGAAACACCCGUAACUAUCGAGGUUUUCCGCCAUCGCAGGGCGCCCAACGUCCCCCCCUCUACUUAAGGAGCACCUCCCGUCGCUGCCACCAGGGAAUAAGCGCCUAGGGCGGCAGCAGUCGCCAACAGGAAGUCGCUCUCCGCGCACUUCGAGAACGGGACGGCCUUACGCCCCGCCAGCAUCUUAGGCCCCGCCCGGCGCCCUCCGCUCGCCCCAUCUCCACCGUCGGCAGCGCGGGGCGGGGGCCGCCGGCGCAUGCGCAGCCGCGCGGGGUUUCCGGUAACGGUGCGGGCGCCGGUCGUGCGGAGGGACGGAUGGACGGCGAAGCGGCGGCGGCGGUUGUUGGUGUGUGGCGCGCGGCUGUGGCGGCGUUGCUGCCCUGCCUGCUGGUCGCGCUGCCCCUACGCUGCGCAGGCCAAACUAAUCUGAAGAGUCCACAGGAUAUUCAGGUCUAUGUUGUAAAUACAAAUUUCACUCUAAGGUGGAAGUACACUGGGAAUGACACCAAUGUAACAUUUUCAGCAGAAUACCAGUGGUUUGAAGACUUUAUGACAGAUGGAACAGAAUGGAAGGAGUUGCCUGGGUGUCAAAAAGUUACUCACAUGGAAUGUGACUUUUCCUCAGCAAUAACCGAAUACUAUGAUAAACAUCAUGUGCGUUUAAGGACCGAAAGAAGGGAAGAAGUGUCUCCAUGGUCUAGCAUUUUUGAAAUGACUCCGUAUGAUAUAGCUCAGAUCAGUGCCCCAGGAAUAGAGUUGCAGUCCAUAAAUGGAGUUAUAAAAAUUAAGAUUUCUCCUCCAGAAGCAAAUCAGGUCCAAAAAAUGUGGAUAGAUGAUACAAGUUUUAAAUAUAAUCUAGUUAUCUGGGAAAAUUCAUCAAAUGCAGAGUUGAGAAAUCAAAGUAUUUUUCCUACUGACAUAAUUGAUGGUCUUGCACCAGACACUACUUACUGUUUGAAAGUUCAAGCAACUUACCCUUCGGACGCUAAAGAAGGCUUAUUCAGUCCCGUUCAUUGUGUAAAAACUACUCGUAAAGCAAAUGUCCUAUUCUGUGCAACAAACGUGAGCAUUCUUGCUUUGAAUAUGAAAUUUCAUCUGCAUUGGAAUAAUUGGUAUAAACAACAUGUGAGCUACAAUGUACAGUAUCUCGGUGCAUAUCUAAAGAAACUUUAUGAUGAUUACUCAACGAAGUGGCUCAAUGUACCCGGAUGUGAAAACAUCACUGAUACACAAUGCAAUUUGUCAUCUAUCAUCACUACUGUUUCUGGAAUUUUUUAUCUUCGUGUGCAGGCCACGAAUGAAUAUAAUAAAUCAUGUUUGUCUAAUGAAGUAAAAGUAGAUCCUCUGGUAACAAAUGAAAUUGGCCCUCCUGGUGUAAAGGUGGACAUCAGUGAUGUUUUGCUUCAUAUCCAGAUUUAUCCUCCAGGAGGAUCUGAAAGUGAAGUCAUGAGUAACCAUUAUGACUUGUCUUACCGGGUUCUGUAUUGGAAGAAUUCAUCGAAUAAUGAGGAGAAAAUCAAAAUGAAAGAGAUAAAACAAACAAUAGGAACAAUCUCUGAUCUAGCACCCUCAACUUUGUACUGUGUGAAAGUACAAGCAUUCUCAAAAGCUUACAACAAAAGCGGUCAUUUCAGCAAAGAGGAAUGCAUCAAAACACCUGGAGAUGAAAUUUUACCUCUGACCAUUUUAGCAACAUUUUUAACUGCCCUGAUUGCUGUCUUGCUUGUGGCUGCACCACUUGUUUUUGCCCUGUAUCAAGCCUACAAUAAAAUCAAAUAUGUGUUCUUUCCAUCAUGCCAGCCUCCUUUGAACAUAGAGGGUUUUGGAGGACAGCUCUUUGACAGUCCUUGUCUGUCAACUACAGAAGAACCAAUAGAAAAUUGUUCUAUAAUUGAGACUAUCAUCACAGAAGAACUAAAUCAAAUUGAUUUUAAAGACUACAAACAUUCUAAACAGAGCAGUCGAGAUUCAGGGAAUUAUUCUAAUGAUGACGAUACUUCAGGGAGCAAAGUGUCGGAAGAAAUGCUAGAAAAGGAAAUAGUAUAACUUUUGAGAAAAUAAAAUUCAUAUAUGGGACUGUCAAUGUAAUAAACACUUAAAACUUUUUUAUUAUGAAAGUUGCAGCCUAAGGAAGACAGUGUGACUUUGGGAUCUUUGUCUUCAAGUUUCCAAAUCUGCACUUUGUUAGUGGAAAGUUACAUACCCUCUCUGCUGCAAGCUGACUGAAGUUAAAACAGUUGACUCCUCGUACCUUACACCACCGUGACUUUUCAUCAUAUGAUAAAAAGAAUACCAUGUGCAUACAGAGGAGCAGAAUCUGUACGCUUUUUAUACUUGAACCUGAUAACCUCAGGGAAAGCCUACUCUGUUCUACAAGAAGAGCUGCUCGCUGUCUUAGAGGUUUGUCUUGAAUGCCAGUGUACUGUGACAGAAAGCCUUACAUUCCAGCGUUGAAUCUUACAGUGUUUACACAGGCAGAAGGGAAGUGAUGCCAGAUACAGUAUUAAAUACUCUUCUGAUAUUCUCUUUCAACCCCCUUAGGGGCAGUGCUUUUUGUUUCAGCGGGUCCAGACCGAAAGAUGCAAAGAGACAACAGUAGCCUCAGUGAGGCUCCUCUGAGCCUCGUUGGAGAAUUCUUUGUGGCCGUGGCUGCCGGAUGCUCCCAACGCUCACUUGCUUGUUCGUGUAUCUGUGUCCCUGUGUCAGGGUGCUCUUCUCCUACAGCAACUACGGGGAGGGGAAGAGGCAAGAAGGUCUGUUUCACUUUACUAUAAAGAAGAAUUUCAUAGUGGAAGGUCUUUGUAAAUAGAGGUUGGGUCAAAUUGUUUUGCACUGCAUUUACGAUAAAAAGCAACAAAUGUACACUGUAAGAAGAAACUAAAUAAUAUUGUUUACUUUAAUGACAAGGCAUGUUAAGAGGUGUAUUCUUGAUUACUUUUUUCCCCCAUGGCUAAAUAACCAGAAGUGUAAAAUAUUUACUUCUAAUUGAAUUGUAUUUAGAAAUGUGAAUCGCUUUUAACAAGGAAGAAAUUUAUUUCUGUAAUUAGAAGGACCCAGGUUGAAUUUAGAAAAUGCCUUUUUAACAAAUGGUGAAGAUGCUUGUCAUUCAGAGCUUUUUUUUCAGCUUAAUCACAUUUUGCCAGCAGACUUUUCUUUGUAUAAGGAUACGCUGCAAUAAUGUUUCAAUUUGUGUGCCACUUUCUUCUUACGACAUCUUUUUUAAAGAUGCUUAUUUUUUUUAUGAAGAAAUUGAUUUAGACUAAACUGGUUUUGAGCUUUGUGGCCUGUUGUUUAUUGUAACAAGCAACCGUUGGUGUUUAUAUAUAAUUUUUUUAAUUUUGACGAUGAGGUCUAAUUUUAUAAAUUUUAUGUCCCUAUGUUCAUUGAAGAACACAAUAA
Molecule: messenger RNA, 3675 nt
Organism: Chroicocephalus ridibundus (black-headed gull)
Lineage: Eukaryota; Metazoa; Chordata; Aves; Charadriiformes; Laridae
Gene: IFNAR1
Product: interferon alpha and beta receptor subunit 1
Exons: 11
Coding region: 592-2322 (576 amino acids)
Biological process (GO): type I interferon-mediated signaling pathway
Cellular component (GO): plasma membrane
Molecular function (GO): type I interferon receptor activity; protein binding
Source: RefSeq, a predicted model, not a curated record